Thamnophis sirtalis is the source of this 1067-nucleotide messenger RNA. RefSeq names its product DNA polymerase epsilon 3, accessory subunit (gene POLE3). Gene Ontology annotation, molecular function: chromatin DNA binding; protein heterodimerization activity. Gene Ontology annotation, cellular component: CHRAC; epsilon DNA polymerase complex. Gene Ontology annotation, biological process: DNA damage response; heterochromatin formation; leading strand elongation. The record is from RefSeq and is a predicted model, not a curated record. NCBI's taxonomy places the organism in Eukaryota, Metazoa, Chordata, Lepidosauria, Squamata, Natricidae.
UGGGCUGCGGGGCAACGGCCACUGGUCUGCCUCCGCGCGCCUUUCGAGCUCCGCGGCGGUGAGCGGCGGGCGGAGCAGCCUUUGGGGGCCCCGAUCUCGCCCAGGCCGGAGCGGCUGCAAGGAGGCCGGGGGCGCUGCGGUGCCGAACGGGGCGGAGAUUCGCCUUUCACCUGCAGGCGGGCGGGAUGGCGGAGCGGCCGGAGGACCUGAACCUGCCCAACGCGGUCAUCACGCGGAUCAUCAAGGAGGCGCUCCCCGACGGAGUCAACGUCUCGAAGGAAGCGCGGAGUGCUAUCUCGCGGGCUGCCAGCGUCUUCGUCCUCUACGCCACCUCCUGCGCCAAUAACUUUGCAAGGAAGGGGAAGAGGAAGACGCUGAAUGCCGGAGACGUCAUUUCUGCUAUGGAAGAGAUGGAAUUCCAGCGAUUUGUUGGGCCCCUCAAGGAAUCCUUAGAAGCUUACAGGAAUGAGCAGAAGGGCAAAAGGGGAGUGACGGACCUCAAGAAAAAGGACAGAGAGAAGAAGGAAGAUGCUGAGGACCCUGACAAGAAUCGGGAAGGGGAUGAAAAUGAGGAGGAGGGAGAGAGGAUGGAGGAGGAGGAAGAGGAGGAGGAGGAAGCACAGCAGCCAAAUGAGGAGGAGGAAGAGCAGCAGCCAAAUGAAGAGGAAGAAGGGGAGAGCUGAGUUGUGGCGGGGGUGGUGGGGAAGUGAGGGGAGAAAGCCAAUGGAAAGAAACACAACUCUCUCCUUUUGUGCUGAAAAUGGCUCUGCGGGUUCUGGGGGCACCUCAGGGAAACUCCUUGCCUUCUCUCCCCAGUUGGAAAAUAUGACUGACGUGGCAUCAGGGGCUUCUUUCUGGGCAUGCGAACGCUGCUUGAAAGGGGCACCACUUAUCUUUCCUUGUGCCGGGGAUGCUCUGGUUUUGGCUUAAAAAGACUUUCUCCGCACCCUCGGUGUGUGUUUUUCUUCGGCGCUUCAUUGAACAGGGUUUAAUUAAAAGUUGUAUUUGCAGAAAAAAGUUCCACUCUUUUUUAAAUUCUUUUUAAACAAAACAACACAUACAAAAUA